GGUUCGUGUGGACGAAGCUACUACACCCCCAGGAUGGUGGUGUCCGAUCAGGACACGCCCACGACAGAAGAUGGUGAUCUCUUGACACAAACAUGCAAGUGGGUCAUUCAAUGAAAAAUUGUGAUUAAAAUAAAGGGAAAUAAGGGGGGGGGGGGUGGGUGGGUGGAGGGUAGAUAGUAUUUUUUAUAUUUUUUACAGUUUUGAUUACUGCGAAAGUGGGGGGGGGGCAGUUUGGACUAGUGUGUAGUCACUGCAGUGGCGUAGCGAGGGUGUUUGGCGCCCGGGGACAAGAUCCAUUUUAAAGCGCCCCCUUUUUUUUUUUUCAACUCUAAAACCCAUUAUUUUACCAAUAAUAUAAUAUCAAAUCACAUUUUGGCGCCCCUAACUAGCUUGCGCCCAGGGACAUUUGUCCCCCUGCCCCCCUCCCCCAUCGCUACGCCUCUGAGUUACUGAAGAGAGUAGGCCAUUGUAGAGGGUUGGCGUAAUUAGGUUGAGUGUUAUGGUAGGGGGUGACUUAUUUUGAAUUCAUUCAAUUCGAGUAAGGCUUAACCAAAACAAAAAAACACACACAAAAAAAGAAACAAGUAAAUUCAAAACUUAUGUUCAAUUUUCUCCUUUUAUUUGCAUAGCCAUGUUAUAUAAAAAAAAUAAUAAAUUUUUAAAAAGAAAACUUUCCUAAAAUGCUAGAGCUUACGUCACAUUUCAUCCCACUUCUCAGAAUUGUGUUUUUAAAUCCAUUUAUUUAGACUGCUUUGAUAUCUCUUUAAACACUCUUCAAAAUUUUCUCAGACCCAUCGGAACUUUUAUUUUUCUGCAACAACUAAAUCUUUCUCCGACCAUUUUCUCUAACAUACUUUCCGAAACAAAAGCUUCUCUCUUUCACCUGGCUGAUCCCUUUCAUUAUAAACUAUGCAACCUGCUAUGCCAACCACCGCUAUCUCCAUGUUCCCUUUCAUUGUGAACUAUCCAACCUGUUAUACCAACCUCCUGUAUCUAUCUCCAUGAUCCCUUUCAUUAUAAACUAUCCAACAUGUUAUGCCAACCACCUGUCUCUACCUCCCUGAUCCCUCCAACUGACUCGUUGACCACCUCGCCACUGUUUCUAUCCACUCAGCUGCUGUGUCGGGAGGGUCAAGGCCCUGAGGAUCGUGGAGCUGGACUGCAACCUUGGCAAGAAGAAGAGGGGGUUCUACACCCUGCUGGACGGGUGUGAGUGCAGAGCGUGCGGAGCUAAAGGUAUCCUCAGACCACAUAGGUGUUUGGGGGGGGGGGGGGUUCUCGGGUAGGGGGGGGGGGUGGGGGGGGGGUGGGGGGGGGGGGGGGGGGUGGGGGGGGGGGGGGGGGGGGGGGGGGGGGGGGGGGGGGGGGGGGGGGGGGGGGUGGGGGGGGGGGGGGGGGGGGGGGUGGGGGGGGGGGGGGUGGUGGGGGUGUGGGGGGUCUGGUGUGGGUGUGGGGGGUGGUGUGUGGGUGUGGGGGUCUGGUGUGGGUGUGGGGGUCUGGUGUAGGUGUGGAGGUCUGGUGUAGGUAUGGAGGGUCUGGUGUAGGUGUGGAGGUCUGGUGUAGAUGUGGAGGGUCUGGUGUAGGUGUGGAGGGUCUGGUGUAGGUGUGGAGGUCUGGUGUAGGUGGGGAGGUCUGGUGUAGGUGUGGAGGUCUGGUGUAGGUGUGGAGGGUCUGGUGUAGGUGUGGAGGUCUGGUGUAGGUGUGGAGGGUCUGGUGUAGGUGUGGAGGUCUGGUGUAGGUGUGGAGGGUCUGGUGUAGGUGUGGAGGGUCUGAUGUAGGUGUGGAGGUCUGGUGAAGGUGUGGGGGGUCUGGUGUAGGUGUGGAGGCCUGGUGUAGGUGUGAAGGGUCUGGUGUAGGUGUGGAGGUCUGAUGUAGGUGUUGAGGUCUGGUGUAGGUGUGGAGGUCUGGUGUAGGUGUGGAGGGUCUGGUGUAGGUGUGGAGGUCUGGUGUAGGUGUGGAGGGUCUGGUGUAGGUGUGGAGGUCUGCUGUAGGUGUGGAGGGUCUGGUGUAGGUGUGGAGGGUCUGGUGUAGGUGUGGAGGUCUGUUGUAGGUGUGGAGGGUCGGGUGUAUGUGUGGAGGUCUGGUGUAGGUGUGGAGGUCUGGUUUAGGUGUGGAGGGUCGGAUGUAGGUGUGGAGGUCUGGUGUAGGUGUGGAGGGUCUGGUUUAGGUGUGGAGGGUCUGGUUUAGGUGUGGAGGUCUGGUGUAGGUGUGGAGGUCUGGUGUAGGUGAUGAGGUCUGAUGUAGGUGUGGAGGGUCUUGUGUAGGUGUAUUGUGUAGGUGUGUGGUUCGAAUGUAGGUGUGGAGGGUAUUGUGUAGGUGUGGGGCUAUUGUGUAGGUGGGGGGCCUGGUGUAGGGGUAUUGUGUAGCUGUGGUGGGUCAGGUGUAGGUGUGGGGGUAUUGUGUAGCUGUGGGGGGGUCUUGUGUAGGUGUGGGGGUAUUGUGUAGGUGGGGGGGUCUGGUGUAGGCGCCGGGGAGAUAGUUGUAGAGGGUCGCGCGGUUAGAUGUAAGGGUUCAGGGAGUAAGAUGGAGGGGUCGGCAAGUAAGGUGUAAGUGUAGGAGUGGAAGACUAAGAUUCAGGGGUCGGGGUCGUUGAGUUCAGUUGUAUAUUAUUAUUAUUAAGUGUGGGCGGAUUCAAAAAGAAAAAAAGCUCACUUGAGUAAGGUGUGAGGAUCGUUACUUACAUGACAUUGUGUUGUGCUCGACAGUUUCCAUUGACUCAGAAAUCCAUUUACUCCCAACGCAUUUCAGGCGAUAGCUUUUCCUCAAACAAGAAACAUAGUAACAGUGCUCCGUGAAGA
Molecule: messenger RNA, 2798 nt
Organism: Lymnaea stagnalis (great pond snail)
Lineage: Eukaryota; Metazoa; Mollusca; Gastropoda; Lymnaeidae
Source: the annotation of a GenBank genome assembly